AGCGAUUAUCGCCAAGAUGGUCUGCAAAACAGUAUAUCGAUGAUUUCUGAUAAGUGCUAAGAUGAGUCUCACCAAUAAUAGCAAUCAUCUUAGCUAAUCGCCAAGAUAACAUUUCACGGCAUUUGGAGCAUACCCUAAGAAGAGAGAGAGGGGAAGAUAGACUGCAAGCAAGUAUAAAGGUCUCCAGGAUUCCCCCGCACAGCAGCUUCAUCUCAACAGUCACCAUCAUCAUCAUCAUCGUUAUCAUCAUCUACACUCACCAUGGCUGUCAAGUCUCUUGUCAUCUCUGCAUUGGCGACCCUGGCAUCCGCCUCCCCGCUGCUCCAUGCUCGAGACAGCAACAGCACGACAUACGUCUUCACCAACUCCAAUGGACUCAACUUUACUCAGAUGAACGCUUCUCUGCCCAAUGUUACCAUCUUUGCCACCGGCGGAACCAUUGCCGGCUCGGACUCCAGCUCGACAGCCACCACCGGCUACACCUCCGGAGCCGUGGGCGUGCUGACCCUCAUUGAUGCAGUCCCCUCAAUGCUCGACGUGGCCAACGUUGCGGGGGUCCAAGUGGCCAAUGUGGGCAGCGAAGACAUCACCUCCGACCUCUUGAUCUCCCUCUCCAAGGACAUCAACCGGAUGGUGUGCGAGGACCCAACGAUGGCCGGGGCGGUCAUCACCCACGGCACCGACACGUUGGAGGAAUCAGCCUUCUUCCUGGACGCGACCAUCAACUGUGGCAAGCCCGUGGUCAUUGUGGGCGCCAUGCGUCCCUCAACCGCCAUCUCCGCUGACGGGCCGUUCAACCUCCUCGAGGCUGUGACGGUGGCCGCCUCGCCCCAGGCCCGCGACCGCGGCGCCAUGGUCGUCAUGAACGACCGCAUCGCCUCCGCCUACUACGUCACCAAGACGAACGCCAACACCCUCGACACCUUCAAGGCCAUGGAGAUGGGCUUCCUGGGCGAGAUGAUCUCCGAUCACCCGUUCUUCUUCUACCCCCCCGUCAAGCCUACCGGGAAGGUGCCCUUCGACAUCACCUCCGUGACGGAGAUCCCGCGCGUGGAUAUCCUGUUUGCCUAUGAGGACAUGCACAAUGAUACGCUGUACAACGCAAUCGCGGCCGGUGCCAAGGGGAUCGUGGUGGCCGGGGCCGGGGCCGGGGGGGUCUCUACUGUCUUCAACGCGGCCAUCGAGGAUGUCGUCAACCGCCUCGAGGUCCCCGUCGUGCAGAGCAUGCGUACCGUCAACGGCGAGGUGCCCUUGUCGGACAUCAGCAGCGAUACUGCCACGCACAUUGCCAGUGGCUAUUUGAACCCCCAGAAGUCUCGGAUUCUGCUGGGUCUGUUGCUCGCGGAGGGCAAGAACCUGACCGAGAUCGCUGAUGUGUUUGCUUUGGGCACGAACUACUAGCAUGGAUGAGUGGGUAAUGACUCGGUACUGUUGCUGGAGCAUGAUGAUGAUGCAUGACUG
This is a messenger RNA of Aspergillus saccharolyticus JOP 1030-1, 1461 nucleotides long. RefSeq names its product asparaginase ahrA. The transcript has 2 exons. The record is from RefSeq and is a predicted model, not a curated record. Gene Ontology annotation, molecular function: asparaginase activity. Bases 262 to 1401 code for a protein of 379 amino acids. NCBI's taxonomy places the organism in Eukaryota, Fungi, Ascomycota, Eurotiomycetes, Eurotiales, Aspergillaceae.